Molecule: messenger RNA, 4986 nt
Organism: Xyrichtys novacula (pearly razorfish)
Lineage: Eukaryota; Metazoa; Chordata; Actinopteri; Labriformes; Labridae
Source: the annotation of a GenBank genome assembly
GCAGUGCACACGGGACCAAAUCGGUGACGGAACAGUCUGUUUCCGGUACACAUGUCAACAUAGAGCACACACGCGUGUUGGUGUGAAAAUGGUAAGCCCAGUGGUUUGUCGUAGAAAAUCUAGUUUUUUUAGGUGUGUUAUUUAAAUUCCCAGUGUGUUUUAGUUAAUCUGAUUGUUGUGUUUUCUUCGUUGACGUGUUUUAGCCGAAGGCUCCGAAGGGAAAAGCAGCAGAGAAGGUUGUUCACCCGUUCAGCAGGAAAGCUGCUUACCUCGCCCGAGAAGAAAUAAGACUGAAGAAGAAAGAGAGGUGUGUGAAAAGGGAAACAAAGGUGCUGCAGAUAACAUGUAGUCUGAUCUGUGAGGUGGUGACAUACUAACAAGUGUGUGCGUGGUGGAUAGAAAUAGAUAGGGGAGAGUGGGGUAAGCUGAGCCAAAGGGUAAGUUGAUCCACCCCCUGUUGCUUGGAAAUGGUAAAAGAAAUUGAACAUGUGACCAAAUAUUGAGGAGAUGGGCAUCAAUUCAUGGAGCCUGUGAAGGUUAGAAGCACAUGGGGGUAGAGGUUAGACAUUUAUUUCCAAAAAAACAUUUUUUUCACUCUUGAAAGUGAAUUUAGUCUGUCAUAAGUUUUAUUAGAAUUGUGUUCAGACCAAAAAAGAUCAUUUACAUUUGUUUUAUACAUCAGUUGUGGUAUCUAUGCGCUACAACAUGAGGUCAAAAACCAACAUAAAAGUCCACCAUUUUAGCUUAGAGGACUAAUAAAGUCAUCAUAGUAGUUCUGGGGGAAGUUUAGCCAUUUGGCCAGGAGUAAGUUGAGAGUAAAGGAGUCUGAUGAGAGGAUCAGAGUUUCAGUUCAGAUUAUUGAAAUGUGUUUCUUUUUCUUUUCAAAAAAAUACAGCUGUGAAUGUUGUGAAUCACUUAAAGACAUUCUCAUGUUAAAAUGACUUUUUACAAAACAGCUUUUUAGCAGUUAUAUGCAAUAAUAAUAAAAAGAGUAAUUAUUGUACCAGUUGAAUAGCGUAUAAUAGAUAAAAAUACACCUGAAUAUGAAGAAGUGACGGUUAUUUAGGGAGAGAGAAGGUGAGGGAGGGCUGGGGUGGAGGGUAAGUUAACCAUAGGAGACCACUUUUUUUGGCAUGCUGUAUUAUCAAGACAGUUAUGUUUACACUCAUUCUGUUGGUUUGCAGGGAUGCACAACAUCUUGAAAUAUAUGCAGAUACACAAGUUAGAGACAAAACUAUGAUUGCCUUGAUGUAGUGAUCUGAAAUAUGAAAAACGGUUCAUCUUACCCCACUCUCCCCUACAGCAUUUCUAGAAUAUUGGGGAGAUGUGUGAAGUGUUUCGGAAAAUAGAAUUUGAUGAAUUACAAACUAUUUGAACCUUUCAUUUUAUCUUAUUUUCUAUUUUUUUUGCUUCAGGCAGAAAAAUGACAAGGCAACACGUCUGAGCGGUAUCGGUAAGUUUAUCUAUCAGUACAUCUGGACCCGGUGUAUCAAUGAGAAGCGACACUAUAUUAGAUAUUUUAAAUUAAUUUUGUUCCACGUUGAGAAUAAGUUAUCCUAUAGUACAUAUCUUGACUUUGAAAUGGACUAACAACAACUGUUACUGCUUUAGCAACUUUGUGUAAGGGAGUCUGUGGCAACAAGAAACUUUGUUGCUGUUGUUAUUUUAUUGUGUUGCGUGGGUUACUAUGAGUUCCUACAAUGUCGGCCCAAUAUGUUGCUCAUUUCCAUUGUUGUUUUGAGUUCCUCAACUGUAGGCUCCCUGUGCUGUUGUAGAUAUUUUCCUGGUUGGAUUUCAGUAUUGGUUUAUAUUGUGUCAUUCUGAUUAACUUGUUCUCUGAUAUAUUUUGAGUUUUGGUUUCUUGCUCUGUUAUGAUACGUUUUGUUGAUCAAAGCACUGCCAAACUCAUGUUUUUGAAGGUGUUACUUAAACUAAAAAAUACAACAACAUUAAUUAUUUUGACUAUUUAUUCAAUUAAUGUUUUUAUUUGGGGAAUUAUCGUGCAAUAUGAUUAAACAUAUGUACUGUAAUGCUUGUUAACGGUCUGUACUUGUAGAACUUCCCUUGUCUAGUAGUGCUAAAAGUGGGCAGCACUUAGUAUUGUAUGCUCAGAUUUCACACCACUCUGUCGCUGAAUAUGAGGAUAAACUCGCUCUUUUUUCAAUCUCUUUUCUGUCUUUGAUUCACAGGUGAGAAACUGUUGUGGUUUCAAGGACAGUUGGAUCCAGAAAAGACUUUGUACAGCAAAAAAGACGCCUGUAACAUCAUUGAAAGGUGAAAGGUCCAGUUAUGCUACUUUUUUGCCCCUUACUAUUCUCAAGUUUAAUCAGUGUUUUUGGCACAAAAAAGCAAAUGUUUACCAAAACAACAUGUGUUUCAUGUGUGCACACAGGUACCUCCAUAGGUUUGACUCUGAACUUGAGCAGAUUGAGCUGAUGAACGGGAUCAAAGGUCGGCAAGGUCGUCUCCACGGUGCCAGAGAGGCUGUCAUCAAACAGACAUUUGAGCGAGAGAAUGCACAAUAUGAAGGCGUCGGAUUUGGUGAGUCCUUCAUAUAAAUACAUAUACUAGCAUGCUGUAAUCAUGAACAAAGGCAUUGAUGGGAAAGACCCAACUAUUCUGUGUUUGAACCUUUUUCAGAGAUCCCGGAUAUCAUCAAUGCAAAACAUUUAAAAACAUUCAGGUAAGAUGAGUUCAGCCACUUCUGUUAUCUGUUAAUGAAUUGACAUGUCACUAUAAAUACUAGAAGCAGAUUUGGGCCAUUUUCAUAAGUGAUCCCAAAUCAGAAACUGAAAUCAGGCCCUGACAUUUCACAAUGCAAUCUGGAAGUUCACAUAGGAGUUAAAACAACUUUUAUGGCCCAAGACAGCAUUAAUCAUAACGAUGACAAUAGACAAACAUCGUAACGACAAUAUCCAUAAGUUUAAGAUGAAAUCUGUCCUGAAGCCAUUUAUGGCACUAAUCUGCCACUCCUGGCGCUGAGUCUACAAUCAGGCAGAGUAGAAUUAGCUCCACAAACUGCAAUCAUCAAAUAUCUGUGACUUGAAUUUCAUAUUAAUGUUUAAAUGAAUCCAUGUUCAGCAAUUUGAGCAGCCGCUGUGCUUACCCACCCACGUGGAACUAUCAAAUAGAGGAAACAGUAAAAGUUCCUCUUACAGGAAGCCUAAAUUCUGACGCCAGCAUGACUUGGACUUGUGAUUUUAACCAUCAAGAUGUGCUUAGGAGACAUCUCAUCACGUAACAGUUUUCUAUGCUUUUAUUUUGAAAGGGAGUGGACAGGUGAUCUGAAGAAACUUCCAAAUAUCAAACUGCGAAAGUUUUCUAAACAAGAUUUGGACACAAAGACAGAACAGAAAGAGAAACAGGAUAAAGACAAGGACACUAAAGAUGAUGGAGGAGAUCUAGAUGAUGAAGGAGAUCUAGAUGAAGAGGAUCUGGAUGAUGAUGAGGACCUGGAUGAUAAAGGAGAUCUGGAUGACAGUGUGCUGAUGUCAGACUGAAACUGAGGCCUGCUUUGUGUCGUAGCUUCACAGUAGAGCUGAACAUGAAACCAGCCUACAGCAGAGACUUCUCAGUAGUAGUGUAUUAUGAGAGACAAAAGCUGCCACUCCAUGGCUGUCCUGGAGGUGGCGCCAAACUGUCAGCAAUGAGAAACUAAAUCUGAAACAGACUUUUUGAUGCUCAGUGAUUUCACUCCAUCCUGUGAGGGGAUCUACAUUCACUGUUUAUUGCACAAAUAAAUACACAUUGUAUGUAACCUGAAUCCAUAUUAUCCAACCAGAAAUAGAAAAAGAGAUUUCGACAAAUCUGUUGUGUGCUCUCAACUUCAGUUGAUACAAGGUGCACAGAUUAUUUCCUUGAUGACAUUGGUCCUGAAACCAGCUUAAACCUGUGGAAAAGCAGUAAACAACAUUCGUCUCUUUGACAGUUCAAACAUUCACACAUGUUAUAUUAACUGAUGGCAACAGUAAAAGAUUGAAUUACAUCAGUGUAUAAAUGACAGGACCUUGCAGACAGGACCAGAGAAGCUGACACCAGCUGACAAAAAAACACCAGGAACAUCCUGGCUGCUAGAGAGUCGCUAUUUUAAGAAAUACUCAAAGUUUCCCAGUGACAGUGAACAAAUUCUGCUUCUUCAAAGCAGUAAAACAUUUCCAUUUCAUACUGAGCUAAAGUUACUGUUUAAAUAAAUGUUUCUCUAUUCAUCACAUCUGUCUCUUUGGUGUCUGAAAACCUGAUUGUCCUGAAGGCCUCAGUAUGCUUUCAAUAAAAGCGCUUGUUGGAUUGUCGACCACCUUUGGUAACCUGUGUUCAUAUACGCCCUCCUCAGGUCACAACCGGCAACUGUUUAAUUCAGAUGUGUUUAGUUCACAGUCAAACUCUUCUUCACCACCCUUCAUCUAUCAUAUCUAAUGUCUGCAGUGAAAUAAAUGCCUUUAAAUAGAGUCUUUCUGAAAGUGUACACCAACAUUUCCAUUUCGAAAUUGCCAAAUCUUUGACUGUUUUUCAGAGAGAGAAAGUUUUUACAUUUGCAACACAGAACAAAAAAUGUGACCGGUUUUAAACUAACAUGUCUGUACCUGCAGACACCUCGAGAAGUUAGGAAACAAUCACUAACAGCCCAUCAGGUUCCACACUAAUCCAUUUCAGCAGUAAUCAAUUAGAGAUCUUCUAUCUUCAUUACUCACAACCUCCAAGCUCCACCACCUUCAAGGAGAGGCUCUGGAAGUUUAUCUCAGUAUGUGCGAUCACUCGCCUCACCCUUCGCACAAAUCAGCCACAAACUUUCCUGAAGUUUGUGGCUUUUAGCUACUUGGUUACAGGAUGUUUACUAUGGGUUAGUUUGAAGUAUACUGAGACCUUCAACAGCAUCCACAGGGUGUAUUUUUUUUACUUGUAAUAGUGCAGUCUGAGAAAGUGCAUAUAAGAAUAAAAUUAAUGUUAAUUUACCACAUAAAUACAGAAUUUAUAAAAGCUCCUUUCCUG